Molecule: messenger RNA, 767 nt
Organism: Fulmarus glacialis (Northern fulmar)
Lineage: Eukaryota; Metazoa; Chordata; Aves; Procellariiformes; Procellariidae
Product: ovomucoid-like
Exons: 8
Coding region: 8-631 (207 amino acids)
Molecular function (GO): protein binding
Source: RefSeq, a predicted model, not a curated record
UUCCACCAUGACCACGGCAGGCGUUUUUGUGCUCCUCUCCUUUGCGCUUUGCUGCUUCCCAGAUGCUGCCUUUGGGGUUGAGGUGGACUGCAGUACGUAUCCCAACACUACAAAUGAGGAAGGCAGAGAGGUGUUGGUCUGCACCAAGAUCCUCAGCCCCAUCUGCGGUACCGAUGGAGUCACCUACAGCAAUGAGUGCCUGCUCUGUGCCUACAACAUAGAAUAUGGAACCAACGUCAGCAAAGACCACGAUGGAGAAUGCAAGGAAGUUGCCCCUGUGGGCUGCAGUAGAUAUCCCAACACGACAAACGAGGAAGGCAAAGUAGUGUUGCUUUGCAACAAAGACCUCAGCCCUGUCUGCGGUACUGACGGGGUCACCUACGACAACGAGUGCCUGCUGUGUGCCCGUCACCUAGAACCUGGAACCAGCGUUGGCAAGAAGUAUGACGGUGAAUGUAAGAAGGAAAUUGCUACAGUUGACUGCAGUGACUACCCUAAACCCGUCUGCUCGCUUGAGUACAUGCCUCUCUGUGGCUCUGACAGCAAAACAUACAGCAAUAAGUGUAACUUCUGCAAUGCAGUCUUGGACAGCAAUGGGACUCUCACUUUAAGCCAUUUUGGAAAAUGCUGAGUAUCGGUGCUGAGAGAAUUCAACAUAGGAUCCCCACUGGCAAAUCCCAGCUAAAGAUCUCACCUCAGUUCAUCUCGUCCUCUGGGGAACUCAGCUCACUCCUGAUUUUCUUUCUCAAUAAACUAAAUCAGCAACA